Diuraphis noxia (Russian wheat aphid) is the source of this 1689-nucleotide messenger RNA. RefSeq lists its product as uncharacterized. NCBI's taxonomy places the organism in Eukaryota, Metazoa, Arthropoda, Insecta, Hemiptera, Aphididae. The record is from RefSeq and is a predicted model, not a curated record.
AUGUCGAAUAUUUCGCAAUACGUACCGGGUUCGGAAUCAUUCAGUAUUUAUUUAGAUCGUUUAAACGCGCAGUUGACCGUUCUAAAAGUUAAAGAUGCUGAUAAAAAGUCCUAUUUAAUCGCAUACAUUGGUUCGGAAGCAUAUAGUCAAUUAAAAGAUGCUUGUUUGCCGGAGGAACCACAAUUAAAGUCAUACGACGAGUUAGUGUCCAAAUUGGAAGAAAUAUAUUCACCACGUCGUCUUGUAGUGAGUGAAAGAUUUAUUUUUAACCAACGUACACAGAACCAGGGUGAGUCAACUCGGGAGUACAUAACAGCAUUAAAAAAAUUAUCAAGUUUUUGUGUAUUUGGUUCGUUUUUAAACGAUGCACUGCGUGAUCGGCUUAUUGUAGGGAUAAGUGAUGAAUCGUGUCAACGGAAAUUACUURGUAUAGAUUCCCUAACGUUUGAAGAAGCAUGUAAAAUUGCUUUGGAUUCGGAGUUGGUUUGUAAUCAAACACAACAAAUGAACAAUAAAUCACAAAUAAAUGUUGUCAAUAAUGGGAAAAGUGUGCCUCGUCAAACACAUUCGUCAUCGAAGUCGGAACUCAAGUGGAACGAAAAUGCUGGUGGAAAACCGUGGUCUGAGAAGUCGUCAAAACCUGGUCAAAAAAAUGGUCAGUCAAUUCAGCACGGCAGUCAAAGUUCACGAAGUCUUAAGUUUGGUCAAUGUUAUAGAUGUGGAAGGAAGCACGAUGUCCGUACGUGUCCAGCCAGAGAGUGGGAAUGUUUUUCAUGUAAAUUAAAAGGUCAUACGUCGAAAAUGUGUAAGACAAAAAUUAAAAAUAAUUUAGAGUCUAUUGAUUUAGUAAAUAGUGUGUCUCAGAAUAGUGGGGGAAAUCCGCUUGUGAUUAAAAUCAAAGUUAAUAAUAAGCUUAUUCCGUUUGAGGUAGAUAGUGGAGCGUCGGUUUCAGUUAUGCCGAUUAAAUAUUUUAAUAUGUAUUUUAAUAAUUCAUGUAAAUUARAAAAAAAACAUAUUCAAUUAAGUUCUGUAAAUUGUGAACCAGUCAAGGUUUUAGGUCAAACACUUGUAAAUGUCGAGAUGUCAAAUCAAAAAAAUAUUAAACUAUAUUUAAUUAUAACGGAAAACUCUGUAAAAAAAGUUUUAGUAGGUCGAUCUUGUGAAAUAGAUGUAAUUAAAAAUAUUAAACUCAAGUUUCCCGGGGUGGUUAAAAUAAAUGAUAAACCUGCUGAUUAUAUAAAAGACCAUGAGGUCAAUUUAUCUUUAAAAGAAAAUAGCGUACCAGUUUUCCAUAUAGCAUAUCAAGUACCAUAUGCACUAAAGUCUGCUGUAGAAAUUGAGCUAAAUAGUUCAGAAGUUGAAGGAGUUAUAAAUUUAAAAACUACCUUAAAUCCAAAAUUACAAAUUGAACAACACCCAUUACCAAGAGUCGAUGAUGUGUUUAAUGAGUUAUCCGGGGGAAGUGUGUUCACUGUUUUGGAUUUAGYAGAAGCGUAUUUACAAUUACAGGUUGCACCUGAAAGUCYGUCAGCGCCAAGUAUAUUUCAGUCGGUCAUGGAAAAUAUUUUACGAGGUGUUUCUAGAGUACAAGUAUAUUUARAUGACAUAAUAAUCUGCGGCUCGUCAAGGUCAGAGUGUGAAGAAAAUGUUAAUGYGGUGUUAGAACGUUUAAAUGAGUAUAGAGUUAAA